AUGGCAUCCAAGUUCGCUCUACGAAAACCAGCCCUGUUCCGGGAACUGACGCUUCGAGUGCUGGCGAUCUAUCUUUUCGUUUCGUUUGGAUCAAUUAACUUCGGCUUCGACAUCUCCUGGUGGGCAUCAUGCCUGGGCAUAACUGAAUUCAAGGAACGCUAUGGCGUCUUACCAGGUCCCGGCCAGGCCAAAGUAAUCCCAUCGACCUGGCAAUCUGCCGGCACAGGCACGCCCAAUGCCGGCAUGGCCAUCGGCUGCUUGAUAGGCGGUUAUGCCAAUCAAUGGCUGGGCAGAAAACGGACAAUUGCCUUGCUAUCUGUGAUUGCCAUUGUUGGAAUCAUCUUGCAGGUUUCUAUUGAUUCGUAUUGGGGAAUCAUCGUGGGACGGACGAUUAACGGUCUUUCAGUCGGAAUGGAAGCAAACGUCAUUCCAACAUACAGCGCUGAGCUGGCGCCUCCAGCCAUCCGCGGCACACUGGUGGGCUUUUACCAAUGGUGGCAGAUUCUGGGAAACAUCUUCGCAAGCUGCUGCAUCUACGGCACUUCGAUACAUCUGAGUGGGCAAUGGACAUACAAGACAGUCAUGGUGGUACAAUUAGUUAUCCCCGUAAUCCUUCUUGUUGGUGUCUGGUUCAUGCCCGAAUCCCCCCGAUGGCUUCUGCAAAAACACCGAGAUGAAGAGGCACUACGCGCCUUAUCAAGCGUCCGGAAGGGCUCUGCAGAGACCGAAGCGGUGGAAGCCGAGUUCGAGCUAAUGAAAAUGGCAAUGCGCGAGGAGGAGCAGAUGCGUGCCGCAUCCAACUGGCGCGAUGUGUUUGUAGGUCCCAAUUUACGCCGUACCAUGAUCGCCACAUUCGUUCAGAUCUUCCAGCAGAUUCAGGGCAAUUCGUUCAUGAACAACUACCUUGUGGUCUUUCUACAGCAAAUCGGUAUCACCAACUCAUUGAGCAUCUACAUCGCCAGCAACUGCACUCAGCUGGGGGGUAUCACGCUGUCAUUCCUGCUGCUCGACCGUUUUGGGCGACGGCCAGUGCUGUUCAUUGGAGCCUUCAUUAUGGCGGUAUUCAUGUACGUGAUCGGCGGACUGGCUGCUUAUACACCGGGUGGCGUCAGUGGAUCAAGUGCUCAGGGUUGCGUUGCGGCCAUUCUGCUUUACCAGGCCGUUGCAGCCGGAGCCUGGGGAUCAUGUACCUGGGCGACAACGGCGGAGGCCUCGACACAGCAGCUUCGCGAGAAGACAAUCAUGUUAGCAACAUUCUCGAGCUUCGUCAUGGUGAUUCUCGUAACGUAUAUCAAUCCGUAUGUGCAGGACUCCGGAUACGGCGACCUAGGGCCGAAGGUGGGAUUCGUUUUCGGUGGCUGUUCGAUCCUGGCGAUGGUUUGGGUUGCGUUUUGUCUCCCGGAGCUCAAGGGGCGCAGUCUAGAGGAGCUCGACGAGAUGUUUAAUGCCGGUGUAUCGGUUUGGAAGUUCAAAUCGUACAAGUGCACCGGCAUUGGCGCAACAAUCACGGAGGUCCAAAAUAGGAAUGCUGAUGCCAAUGAGGCAAAGAAGGCUCUGGUUCUAUCGGAAGAAGCUACCAAUCCAGAGAAAGCGGAAUAG
This is a messenger RNA of Talaromyces atroroseus, 1599 nucleotides long. RefSeq lists its product as hypothetical. Lineage: Eukaryota; Fungi; Ascomycota; Eurotiomycetes; Eurotiales; Trichocomaceae. Gene Ontology annotation, cellular component: membrane. Gene Ontology annotation, molecular function: carbohydrate:proton symporter activity. Bases 1 to 1599 code for a protein of 532 amino acids. The record is from RefSeq and is a predicted model, not a curated record. The transcript is spliced from 4 exons. Gene Ontology annotation, biological process: carbohydrate transport; transmembrane transport.